Molecule: messenger RNA, 3823 nt
Organism: Prosopis cineraria
Lineage: Eukaryota; Viridiplantae; Streptophyta; Magnoliopsida; Fabales; Fabaceae
Product: transcription factor MYB3R-1-like
Exons: 13
Coding region: 425-3547 (1040 amino acids)
Biological process (GO): regulation of DNA-templated transcription
Cellular component (GO): nucleus
Molecular function (GO): DNA-binding transcription factor activity, RNA polymerase II-specific; RNA polymerase II cis-regulatory region sequence-specific DNA binding
Source: RefSeq, a predicted model, not a curated record
UUCACCCACUCUCAUCUUCGCUUUUUCUCUCUCCCAACGCUGCUUGUCACUGUUUAUUUGCAGAUCCUCCUUAGUCCUUACAAUGUUUGGAUCUUCGAAUGCGUAUGUAUAACUUCGUCGUUUCCUCAGGCUUCUCGGCCGUUCGCUUUCUGAAGCUCAGUUCGGAUUCGGGAUGGGCUUGUUCCCUAUUCUCUGCCAAAUGAAUGAAACACUUAGAGUUCGAUGACAACGAGUGCGAUUCUAGUACAUCCCUAGAUGAUCGUGCGAACAAGGAAUGUGAUAGUGGCUGUUGGUUUAUGCCUAUGUGAACUUUGUGCCCAGAGACUUCUUUGAAUAGUUAUAAUGAUUUGGAGAGUCAAUUGUGGACAGAAUUGCAUUGAACUCGGAAUUGGGGUAUACUAUUUUACUUCUCUAACAACAAAUUAUGGAAGGUGACAGGACAACGCCUGUUUCAUCCGACGGGCUCAGUGAUGGUGCCCAGAAAAUUAGAGCACUGCAUGGACGGACUACUGGCCCUACAAGGCGUUCUACCAAAGGACAGUGGACGCCUGAAGAGGAUGAGAUUUUGCGGAUGGCUGUCCAGCGUUUUAAGGGAAAGAAUUGGAAAAAAAUUGCGGAGUGCUUCAAGGAUAGAACAGAUGUACAAUGCCUACAUAGGUGGCAAAAAGUCUUAAAUCCUGAACUGAUCAAAGGUCCAUGGUCUAAAGAGGAAGAUGAAAUAAUAAUUGAUUUAGUGAAUAAAUAUGGGCCAAAAAAGUGGUCAACUAUUGCACAGCACCUACCGGGACGCAUCGGGAAACAAUGCCGAGAAAGGUGGCACAAUCAUCUUAAUCCUGCUAUAAACAAGGAAGCGUGGACCUAUGAAGAGGAGCUGGCACUAGUACGCGCUCAUCAGAUUUAUGGGAACAGAUGGGCAGAAUUGACCAAGUUCUUGCCUGGAAGGACGGACAAUGCAAUAAAAAAUCACUGGAACAGUUCAGUAAAAAAGAAAUUGGAUUCUUACUUAGCAUCAGGUUUGCUUACUCAGUUCCAAGACGUACCCCUGGCUGGAAAUCCAAAUCAACCCGUGGUUUCUACCGCUUUGAGGCAGCAGUGUAGUGGAGACGAUAAUGGUUAUAAGGGUACUGAAGGAGAGGAAGUUUCUGAGUGUAGCCAAGAGUCAGCUAAUGUUAGUUGCUUCCCAUCUGCUAGAGAUAUGACAAACGUUGCAUUAAAUAAAACCGAGGAACUAAAGCCAAGUGAAGAUAUCAGUCUAGGAAAGGAGCAGAGUCCUAGUCAAGCAUCUUGUCUAGAGCCAUAUUGCAUAUCUCUGGAUGACGUCACAAUAUCCAUUUCAGAUGUUGCUCGUGAAGAUGCUUCUAAUUCUGAUUUCAUUGAGCAAACAUACUCAUAUGAUCCUGGAAAUUCUGCAAGCAGGGAUGCUCAGUUUACCUUACAUGCCCUCCCUAACAAUGCUUCAUCAGACUUGGAUCAGGAAUGUUCACUUGUUCGAAGGGAAAUGGCAGAUUGUGUUGAAAGCCAUGACAUUGUGAAUGUCCAAUUUCAUACUUCAGUGGGAUCAGGUAUUUCAACAUCCAUGGGACCCCCAUGCAUAGAUCUUGCGAAACAAGAGCACAUGUUAAUAUCUAAUGAAGAAUGUUGUAGAGUCCUAUAUUCAGAGGCAAUAAAUGAUGGAGGCUUUUCUUCAGGAGAUUAUAACAAAAGUGUUAAUACAGUUUCAUCCGGAUGCGUUUCAUUAUUUGGCCAAUCAUCUGACAUCCAUAUGCCUCAGACUGGUGGAACCUCAGCACCGCAAACUUGUCCCCUAAAAUCUAAUGAUUUAAUAGGAUCUUCAUGCUCUCAAUCUCCAAUGAUUUCUGCUAAUGAUGGUGAAUUAGUGUAUGCAGCUGAAGGCAACCAUCUAUUUGGGGCUGAUGGUCUGCAAUUUGUCUCCAGGGCUCAGGAUAGCUUCAUUUAUUAUGCUAACAACUCAUCCCUUGCUCCUUGUAUGGAUGCUAUAAAUAGUGGAGAAAUCCACACGGGACCAGAUAUUGUGGAGGAUGCUUCAAGAUUGGCGCCUGUAAAUACAUUUGGGUGUGUAUCAGAUGCCAAGCUUACUUUUUGUUCAGAGGAAGAAAGGACAGAUGCGCAUAUAGAACAGUUUGAGACCGGAGCUCUUUGUUAUGAACCGCCUCGAUUCCCAAGUUUGGAUAUUCCUUUCUUAAGCUGCGAUCUUAUACAAUCAGGAGGGGACAUGCAACAAGAAUUUAGUCCACUAGGUAUCCGCCGGCUUAUGAUGUCAUCUAUGAACUGUCCAACUCCCCUGCGGCUGUGGGAUUCACCUUCUCAUGAUGAUAGCCCAGACGCUUUGCUAAAAAGUGCUGCUAAAAGUUUCACUGGUACACCAUCCAUAUUGAAGAAACGACACCGAGACUUAUUGUCGCCUCUAUCAGACAAGAGAAUCGACAAGAAACUUGAGAUUGACUUGACGUCCACGUUGGCCACACAUUUUUCACGUUUGGAAGUCAUGUUUGAUGAUGACGGGACUCGGGAAGUAGUUAUGCUUUCUCAGCCCUUAAUGGAGAAAGAGAAAUCUGGAGCAACUGUUGAGGAUGCAGAAAACUGUGGACAAUCUUUGAAAGGAGAACAUGCAGAAGGAAGAAGUGAAUUUACACUUUUGAGCAACGAAAAGUCAGAGAAAGAGACAGUCGACAGCGAUUCUCAGGAUUUCCAGCGACCUUAUUACGUUGAUUCGAAGAUGAAGGUUGAUUGCGAGGUCGAUAAAGCUGCUGGGAGUGUGCAACAGCCUUCUGGAGUCUUAAUUGAACAUGAUAUGAAUGACUUGCUAUUAUAUUCUCCUAAUCAACUAUGUUUUAAACCGGACAAAUCUCACUGUUCAAGUGCUAAAACUUCAAAAAACCUGAACAACAGAAGUUUGGAAGCAGCUUUAAAUAAUAGCAUUUCUUCAAACCCAUGCUCAAGUGAUAGCUCCCCUUCUGUUCUUGAAAAAAAUCAUGACGUUUCUUCAUUUCCAGUUACUUGUGUGCCAUCCGAGAACCUUGGUGAUCAUCCUGGAAAUGAUGCUGGUUUUGACACAUUUAGCAUAUUCGGAGGAACACCUUUUAGAAGAAGCAUUGAAUCACCUUCAGCAUGGAAGUCUCCUUGGUUCAUGAACACUUUCUUGCCUAGCCCCAGACUUGAUACUGAAAUAACAAUCGAGGAUUUUGGGUAUUUUAUAAGCCCAGGCAAUAGGAGCUAUGAUGCGAUUGGGUUGAUGAAACAGGUGAAGGAACAAACAGCGGCUGCGUAUGCCAAUGCUCAGGAGAUUUUGGAAAGUGUAACUCCCAAAGCAAAAGAUUCAUCUGGACAUGUCAGGGAUACAGACCAGGAAAACAAGGGUCAUCCUAAUCAGCCCGUGAAUCAUUCUCAGGUGCCCCGAAAUGCUUUGGUCGAGCGACGUAUACUCGACUUCAGUGAGUGCAAAACACCAGGGAAGGAGGGCAACGGCAAAGGCUCUGCUCAGAACUUCUCAAGCCCUUCGUCAUAUUUGUUAAAGGGAUGUAGAUAGUUGCCUGUUUAUAGUCAUCGGCUCACAGCUACAGCCUCCGGUUGCGAGGAGCUUCCAUUUCUUGUAAUGAUAUAUAUAUAUAUAUAUAUAUAUAUAUAUAGCAUGUCAGUUUUUUUGAAAUUUUUUGGCCUUUACUUAUACAGGUAUCAGACAUCAUUCGUGAUUUAAAGAAAAAUAAUCUUGCUUGUCGGUUUAUGAUGAUAUUCGUAAUCUGUAACCUCCUGAGUGAGAAGACUCAACAUGAUUAAGAUUUUUCUAUGAUUUGAACCUGGUCAA